This is a messenger RNA of Pundamilia nyererei, 4147 nucleotides long. RefSeq names its product EYA transcriptional coactivator and phosphatase 4 (gene eya4). The record is from RefSeq and is a predicted model, not a curated record. Gene Ontology annotation, molecular function: protein tyrosine phosphatase activity. Gene Ontology annotation, biological process: negative regulation of extrinsic apoptotic signaling pathway in absence of ligand; cell differentiation; positive regulation of DNA repair. Gene Ontology annotation, cellular component: nucleus. Bases 392 to 2428 code for a protein of 678 amino acids. Lineage: Eukaryota; Metazoa; Chordata; Actinopteri; Cichliformes; Cichlidae. The transcript is spliced from 19 exons.
AGGAGCAAUCUUCAAUAAUGUCCCAUGCCUCUGAACUGCCUGGUGCUCAAACUUGGACGCGGACUGAAAAUAAUGUUGUUUCCCGCGGGAGCGAGCGUUCCGGUCACCGAAAGCGAGCCUCGGGACUCGUGUUUGAGUUUGUAAAAUUGUUUUAAGGACUCUGAAUAACUCAUCGUCUUGUUUUUGGACUCUUGCUGAUAAUGGCAAGCAGUAGCUGAGUGUUUUGAUCCCGGUCAGUGACAGCCUGCAGACGGCAGGGAGAGCUGUGUGGCGAUCACGCAGUACUUGAUUAUGAGCGCUCGCAAGAAGUGAAGAGAAUCUGGGAGCUGAUUUCUCGCUGGGACGACAAUAGGUUUAACACAGUGUGUGGCAGAUCAAAGCCAGAGGAGCCAUGGAGGCCUCACAGGACCUCAGCGAACAGAUGGUAAAGAAAUCACACACUGAAUCUCAUGUUCCAGACCCUUCAGACGUCAGGUCUAUGGAAAUGCAGGACCUAGCCAGUCCUCAUAACCGAGUGGGAGGUGGAGAUUCGACAGGCUCCAAGCUGGACAAGAACAACCUUGGCAGCCCGUCUAUCACCACCAAUGGAACAGGAGGUGAAAGCAUGACCGUUCUUAACACGGCUGAUUGGCUGUUGGGCUGCAGCAGCCCAUCCCCUGCCACAGGCUCCAAGGAAUAUGUGAAAACAGAGCCGUUGAACAACAGCGAUACAGUUACUACGACAGGGGACACAGCCCUGGAUACAUACGCAGGCUCAGUAAUCACCAGCAGCGGCUACAGCCCUCGUUCAGCCCACCAGUACUCUCCCCCUCUCUACCCAUCCAAGCCCUACCCUCACAUCCUCUCCACGCCGGCAGCUCCUUCCAUGCCGACGUACACCGGCCAACCUCAGUUCAGCAGCAUGCAGCAAUCAACCGUCUAUACUGCUUAUUCGCAGACAGGCCAGGCCUACGGAUUGUCUACCUAUGACCUCGGUGUGAUGCUUCCCGGCAUAAAAACAGAAAGCGGCCUAGCCCAGAGUCAGUCUCCUCUGCAGACAGGCCUCAGCUACAGCCCCGGCUUUACCACACCUCAGCCUGGACAGACUGCCUACUCCCCCUAUCCAAUGCCAGGUUCCAGUUUCACUCCUUCCUCAGGCCUCUACACCACCAACAACUCAGUGUCCAACCCCGCCAACUACACUGCCACACAGCAGGAUUAUCCCUCAUAUACGACAUUUGGCCAAAACCAGUAUGCUCAGUAUUAUUCCACCUCCCCUUACGGGACGUACAUGACCUCCAACAACGUGGAUGGCACCGGUUCCACAGCAGCCUACCAGCUGCAAGAUCCCACCCCCGCCAUAACCGGACAGGCUGCUGAACUUCACCCAGGGGACUUUGAUACAGUGCAGAGCCCUUCCACACCCAUCAAAGAGCUGGAUGACAGAGCCUGCCGGAGUGGGGGGUCUAAGUCUCGGGGCAGGGGCCGCAAGAACAACCCCUCCCCUCCUCCUGAUAGUGACCUGGAGAGGGUGUUUGUUUGGGAUCUGGAUGAGACGAUUAUUGUCUUCCAUUCUCUGCUCACAGGCUCCUAUGCACAAAAAUAUGGCAAGGACCCUCCCAUGGCGGUAACACUGGGUCUGAGGAUGGAAGAGAUGAUCUUCAACUUGGCUGACACACACUUAUUUUUUAAUGACCUGGAGGAAUGUGAUCAGGUGCAUAUUGAUGACGUGUCAUCAGAUGACAAUGGCCAGGACUUAAGUACUUACAGUUUUGCAACUGAUGGCUUCCAUGCAGCUGCAACCAGCGCAAACCUGUGCCUGGCUACGGGCGUCCGCGGUGGAGUCGACUGGAUGAGGAAACUGGCCUUCCGCUACCGACGAGUCAAAGAGUUGUAUAGCACGUACAAAAACAAUGUGGGGGGUCUGCUGGGUCCUGCUAAGAGAGACGCCUGGCUGCAGCUCAGAGCUGAGGUGGAAGCUCUGACUGACUCCUGGCUCACCCACGCACUCAAGUCCCUGUCCAUAAUCAGCUCCAGGAGUAACUGUGUAAAUGUGUUGGUGACCACAACACAGCUCAUACCAGCGCUGGCCAAAGUUCUCUUAUAUAGUCUGGGAUCUGUUUUUCCUAUUGAGAACAUUUACAGUGCAACAAAAAUAGGAAAAGAGAGUUGCUUUGAACGCAUAAUGCAAAGGUUUGGCAGGAAAGUAGUGUAUGUUGUAAUUGGGGACGGUGUGGAAGAGGAACAGGCGGCCAAAAAGGUAAUGGACCCGCAACCUCACCGUGACCCCCGCCUACUCAGCACAGCGUGUGCUCUGAUUGGACGAAGCCCGCCUUUCUUUGCUGCUGCAGUUUUGUGUUGGUCCUUUACUUUUUCUGGUCUACUUGCUUUGGUUUUUGUUUUGUUUUUUUCAUGGGGUGACAGGAGACUUUUGCAGCCGUCAGAGUGAAAAUUUGAGAAUGAGCCUCAGCUGCUGAUGGAUAUUUUUGCACCAGCUUUUUCAGCGUCAGCUAUUCCAAAUUUGUGUCAAUAACAGAUUUUUAUUAGAUUGACAUUGGCAUCUGCAAUUGUGUAAUGAAUGGCUGUGUAAAUGUACACGCUGACUGGGCUGUGAACGGCCUCAUUUGUUCAGAGCAAUGAUCCUGCCGUAUCCUGUGACGUGUCUCCUGUUAUGUGUUUUUAACUGAUGUUGUAGUUGUAUAACAAAAAAAAGGGAGAUAAGUAGUGAUCUAUUUUAAGUUUGCUACACCAGAAUAUUUUCUUAAUCCUCUCUUCUACAGCUUUGGGUUUCAUUCAUCGUGCUGGGUGCUGGGGUUGUUAAAAGAUGGCUUUGCAUUUUGGGAUAUACUCUUUUUUUUUUACUUUCUUACUGAGCACUAAAUACAUUGGAUUUGGAUGGUUUUCAACAUUAGCAUCAUCUUAAAAUUGGUUCAGUCCCCCUCCUGGCCCCCAUCAGUCUACACACAAUACUCCACAAGAACCUAGUAUAAUAGGAUUUUGAAGUGUUUUGUCAAGUUAUUAAGAAUAAAAACCUGGAAUUACCCAUUUGCAUGACUACCCUUCACUUGUGUUAAAGCUCCUUUGGCAGCAGCGAGCGGAAAUGAACCUUCAAGCUUUCAUUUGAAGAUUUCUCCAGUUCUCCUUAGCAAAAUUGUUAAACAUCAGCCAGCUCAGUCAGACAUUUUCAGGACUCUCCAGAGGUGUUUAGGUCUGGACUCUGGCUGGGUCAGUCCAGGAGUUUUCCCAGAGCCACUCCUGUGCUUUUUUGGCAUUGCACUAGGGCCUUUUUUUCCCUGCUGAAAUAUAAUCCUGAGCACUCUGACAAAGGUUUUCACUCAGGAUUUCUCUAUAUUUUCUGCCUUCAUCAUUCCCUCUAUCCUUACUGGUUUCCCAGUACUUGACAGAAAAUUACUGAUGGAGCAUAAUGCUGCCACCUCUGUCUUUGACUGUAGGAUUGGAAUUAAUGAGGUGAUGCCCAGUGCCUAGUUUCCUCCAUGCGUCUGUCUUCAUUUUAGAUCAGAUUGGAUUACUGUCUUAAUGAAUGUUUCUCCCAUCCCUACAAAGGAGUUUAUUCAUAGUGACUACUGGGUUCUUAGUUACAUGGCCUCCGUCCCAGUUACGGAGUUUGGCUGAAACAAGGAGAACAUUUAAUAAAAGUAGGAAGCGCCACAACUGUGAGUGUCAUAACAACAGGUUUGUUAUCAUCCAUCCAUUCAUCCAUCCAUCAAUCUUCUGCCACUUAUCUGACACUGGGUCAUCAGUCUAUUCACAACACAGGGGUCAUGUUUACCUCUGUAGCAUCCCCUUUUCUUUUAACGACAGUCUGUAAAUGUCUGGGAACUGAGGAAACCAGCUCCUGGACCUUUGGGAAAGGAAUGUUGUUCCUUUCACACAGUCCAGUGUCAUAGCAUCAGAAAUGCAGGCUUUCGAACUGAACACUCUUGAAUCCAUUUUACCAAAAUUUUGAUUCAUCUGACUGCAGAACAGUUUUCCACUUCCAAAACUGAGGUUAUUGUACUAAAAAUCUUAAAGAUACAGUGUCUAACCAGAUGCUUACUCUGGAUGGCUUUACCUUGGCCUCCAGUAACACUGGGAUGAGUCUUGGAGUCUUUUUUGACCAGGAUGUCUCCUUCAAUGCACAUAUUAAAUAUUGUAAGGUAAAGACCUU